AUGGGCUUGCUAGUAGAAGGAACCCCACCUCCGUGGGUCUGGGUCCGCCUCUUGGGACGCCUCCUGCGCUUUGCUGGCGCUUCUCGCUCUCGGGCUCCGGGCGCCCUGGAGCUGCUAAGGUGCCGACUGAGCAGGCAGAAUAACUUGAAGAAAGAAAUGCAAAAAAGAGGGAACAGCAAAGGAAUGAACGUGAACAAAGAACCCUUUUCUGAAACCCAGGUGUAAGAAGCAGUUCCAUGUUUGGUAAGAGCAUGCCACUACUCUGUCACAUGUUGGCUGUCGCUUGUGUUGAAAUCUUAAUUGUCUCCAGCAACUGGAUCCUAGCCAAGAACAUCAACUUCUACAACGUGAGACUUCCAGUUGACCCUACUCCGUAUCCAAGCAGCUUCAAGUGUUUCACGUGUGACAACGUUGUAGAUAAUUACAACUGCAACAGAUGGGCUGAAGAUAAAUGGUGUCCUCAGAACACACAAUACUGUUUAACAGUCCAUCACUUCACCAGCCAUGGAAGGAGCACCUCCGUCACAAAAAAAUGUGCUACCAGAGAAGAAUGCCAUUUUGUUGGUUGUCGUCACCGCAAGGAAACCAGUCAUACGGAAUGCAUCUCCUGCUGCGAAGGGAUGAUCUGUAACGUCGACAUUCCAACAAACCAGACCAAUGCUGUGUUUGCAGUUGUGCAUACGCGGAGGACAUCAGGCGGCAGCAGGCAGACCAUUAGUACCCUGUUGCUAGUCUCGGUCACUGUCAUUUUUAUAUUAUGACAUGACUCUUCGUAUCAGUUGGGAGUCAUUUGUCAACUGGAGCUAUAUGAAGACUAUCUUGGAUGGCAAUGAAGAAAAGAGAGUCCUCAGAAACAUGUUGUGCAAAGAAGAAAAACAUGGAAUAUGGUGCUGGAUCUUUAAAGACUACUACAAAUAUAGUGGACAUGCUUGCCGACUCUUCAGAAAAUCAAAUGGGAUAGACAAUUUGGUCAAUUUGAUUAGUUAAAUGAAAUCUCAAUUUGGGUGAUGGAAGAAUCUAUAUUGUUGGAGUUUACUGGACAAUUGGAAAAGAUUGUUGCAUUUUUCCUCACUAUGUAUCAUAGUUUCCAUUGUCUUCUGAUAUAACUGAUUUUUGUGAGCCAGCAUUGUUCUUAUGCUUGGGGUCAAAGCAAACAUCAGCAGUCCCUCAGUGUGGUGCCUCUCUUUGAUGGGCUGCCACACAGUAGCUUCUAUCAUCUUCAUCUCUCAAAUGAUGGUGCUACUGCUGCCACGAUAGCCACCCCCACAGAACAAGGUUUGUGUGGGAGACAGCAGGAGUCCCAAUAGGUUUGACAACGAUCUCACAUGAGCUCCAGGACUAAUGGGGAGUGGCUAAUCACAGCUUCCUCCAGUAUCAGCCUUACAUGUAAAGACUAAUGGCCCUUCUACACAGGCCCUAAAGCUCGUGAUGGACAAUGGGUUUACCUGAGGCCUCCAAAUGACACCCCAAGUAAACCCGGAUUAAUGAAAAGUAAACUGGGGUUUCUCAGUUUACUCUGCAUUAAUUUGACUCCUACAAGAAUCCAGACCUUAAGGUAAGGUCCAGAUCUUUGCAGGCUUCGGGCCUGUGUGUAUUGACUCCUAAGACUGCUUCUGCAAUCCGAGGUGCCAAUCCCCACAGCCUUUCCGGUUCUUUGGGUUCCUGGAGCCCACCCACCUCCUUCUUCCGCAUUUCAUUUCCCUCCCAAAACUUACCAGAGGGACCUGCGGGCAGUGCGCAAUGAGAAAAUGAUGCGUUGGGGGGUGGGGUGGGAAAAGAGGAGGGAGUUCCCUCUUUCUACCUCCUGACAUGCCAUUUUCUCAUGUCAGGAGGAUUCUUCAGAGGAUCUCUGCUGCUAGCAGGCCCCUCCAGUAAGUGUUUUGGGGAAAUGGGGGAUUGAGGAUGGCUAGAUGCUAUCCUGAGUCAACCUUUGUUUGACCCAGGAUGGUACCUACCCACCCCUCGAGGAAAAGCCAGAGGUUGUGGGAACUGGUGGGGACUGAAACCCGGGAGGAAGUGGGGUUUUUUAACCCGUUUUUUUCCUGGGUUUUAGUGAAGCGUAGAAAGGCCUUAAGCAGCUCACAUUAUGAUUUGUCUUCAAAACACACAAAAUUAGAUAGCAUGGGGUUAAAUGUUCUGUUGAUGUUUUCAUUUUCAAUCAAUACAGAUAGAAAUUGCAUUGUAUUUCUCUUCCUAAACCAGUUGUAAAUGGUGUAAAGGCAAAUUAGUAGGAGAACACAUGUACAUACAAAGCACAGUACACACGGUAUAAUCAGAUCUCCGUAUCUGCAGGGGAUGUGUUCUUUGCUAAACUGCAGUUUUUGACUUUUCAGAUGUUUUGAAUGUCCUCUCCCAUUGGCUCUCUGACCUUUGGCUAAUUUUAAGAGAUUAUGGGAGCUGGUCCAAAUUUUCUGGAAGGCCAAAUGCUUUCUGUCCCUCUUCUAGAGGAGCAUGUGGAAAGGGAUGAAUUUCAGUGAUAGACCAUCUAAUUUACAUGUCAUGUUCAUUGCCAGGGAAUUGGUAAAGUCUCCUGUUUGAAACUCCUGGGUUUUUCCUGCCCAUCAUUAUGCAAAAUCAGAUGGAGCAGUGGCCUACUGCAAUAUAAGGCACCUUCCCAUUUCCCUACAUAAUUAUAUUCAGUCAAUUUAGAUACCGUUUAGAUAUACCUGCGAAUGCAUUUUGGUUUAAGAAAACCUUGGUAUGCAAUUAUAUUUAAGCCAUAAUGCACUAGCAGGUAUAUACCAUGAAGUUUCUAUUUUAAUAUUGUAGACCAGCUUUUUAAACCGUAGUUUUCUGUCCUCUUUGAACUAAACUAGCAUGGUAAGAGACGUCCUCUCUUGAAAUAGAAGGAUCUAAGCCCGUUGUUGUGGUUCCUGGUCUGCCAAGACUCCUGUAGACUUCUGUGAGGGUUUUCUGGCCAAGACAAGGUGAAUUUUCACUCCGAGAGGCCUCUAGCAAUAGCCAUUCAUCUUUAAAAGAAGUCACAGUAUACCUACCCACAUACCACAACACUGUUCACCACAAAAUAUGUCUAUUUUUCACCCAUAAGUGGACUUCAGAUCAUUCUCUUUGUCUUUGGCAAUUCAAAUAGUUCUUGGAGCAAAAGAGUGGCCAUCUAGAGCCCUUAACCCAAAGCCUUUGGAAGCAGCUUUUUUUUUUGGUUACAUUAAACUGUGAGCACAAAAGAGAGAGAAGGGAAAUAUGGAAAGUUCUUGUGCAUAAAACACAGUUGUGCUACCAUUUGCAUGUGUCAGAGAAAACCACUGGAUAUUGAGAACAGCAUCUGUGAACAUAAGGAGUUAUUGAAAGCCAUAAAGUUGUUGAAAAAGACUUUGGUCCACUUGAGAUUUUGAAGUAUAUACAGACUAUCUUGUGCUGUUCUUUUUAAAUUGUUUUGCUGUAUGUGUAAAAAUAAAAGAUUAGCAAUAUUAUACAGUGGAAACAAAGGAAAUAAGGCAGGUCGUCUAGGUCAUUCUUCAGUGCAAAAUUGUUUCCUGUUGUAAACAUUGCAGGCAGCCCUUCAUAGGAGUGUUUUUCUUUUGGAAGGAGCAGCUUUAUUCAAUCACCUUGUGUAUGUUGAAGGUUUUUUUUUUAAACAAUGUCCAAUAUCCAUAGUUCCAAGUGUUAAUAUUGGGAAAUCUGGGGUUCAUUUACAUUGUAGAAAGAAUGCCAUUUGCCACUACUUUAACUGCCAUGGCUCAAUGCUAUGGAAUCCCAAGAUUGGUAGUUUGACAACAUCUGGAGUCUACUCUUCUAAACACUACUGGUGUUUCACCAAACUACAAAUGCCAUGCUUCCAUAGCAUUGACCCAUUGCAGUUCAAGUGGUGUCAAAUGGCAUUAAUUCUAAGAUGUAGAUCAGCGUUUCUCAACCUAGAGGUCGAGACCCGGGGGGGGGGGGUUGCGAGGGGUUUUCAGAAGGGUCGCCAAAGACCAUCAGAAAACACAUAUUUUUGAUGGUCUUAGGAACCCCUUUAACAGAGAAGCCUGAAUAUUUCUUUGCCUGCCCUUCUCUUCCUAUUUGGAAACAAACAGCAAAUCCUCCAACCAAAAGCCCAAUUUGCCCAAUUCUAUUGUUGGUGGGGUUCAAGGGGCUCUUUGAUUGUAGGUGAACUAUACAUCCCAGCAACUACAACUCCCAAAUGUCAAGGUUUUAUUUCUCUCAGACUUCACCAGUGUUCACAUUUUGGGCAUAUUGAGUAUUUGUGCCAAGUUUGGUCCAGAUCCAUCAUUGUUUGAGUCCACAGUGCUCUCUGGACAUAGGUGAACUACAACUACACAACACAAGGUCAGUGUCCACCAAACCCUUCCAGUAUUUUCUGUUGGUCAUGGGAGUUCUGUGUGCCAAGUUUGGUUCAAUUCCAUUGUUGGUGGAGUUCAGAAUGCUUUUUGAUUGUAGGUUAACUACAAGUCCAAAAUGACAAAAUCAAUCCCCGCCCCAACCCCACCAGUAUUCAGAUUUGGAUGUAUUGGUAUUUGUGCCAAAUACUCCCUGCAUAUCAGAUAUUUACAUUAUGAUUCCUAACAGUAGCAAACUUACAGUUAUGAAGUAGCAACAAAAAUAAUUUUAUGUUUGGAGGUCACCACAACAUGAGGAACUGUAUUAAGGGGUCGUGGCAUUAGAAAGGUUGAGAACCACUGAUGUAGAUGCACCCCUAGCCUCAGGUAAGCCUGGCUUAUUGACCUGCAGGCAGGUCAGUGUGUAUGCGUUAGCCCUCUUUUUUUACUCAAUGGGACCUACCUCACAGGGCUGUUGUGAGGAUGCAAAAAAAUAAAAUACCUAAGAAACA
Molecule: messenger RNA, 4789 nt
Organism: Anolis carolinensis (green anole)
Lineage: Eukaryota; Metazoa; Chordata; Lepidosauria; Squamata; Anolidae
Gene: lypd6b
Product: LY6/PLAUR domain containing 6B
Exons: 6
Coding region: 237-761 (174 amino acids)
Molecular function (GO): acetylcholine receptor regulator activity
Source: RefSeq, a predicted model, not a curated record